AAUUUCCCUCGUAUAUCCGCCCCACGCUACACGUUAUAAACAAAGAGAGUCCUGUGCCACUACUGACAGUUUAUGCUGGUCUUUUUAAACUUGAAACUCGUUCUAUUUUAAAAGAAGUUAUUGUGGACCUUUUUUUUUUGACUCGUUCAGCUCAGGACAAUCAGCACUUGAAGCAACAGGCUCCGCUCUUUGAAAUGGAUGACAUCCAGCUCGUUGAGUCCAAACCCCUGCUGGUUGACAGGGAACUUCCGGGCCUGAGAGAGGCUGUGCAGCAGCUCGUUGUCAAGGAGCAUGACGUGGAAACUCCUCAUGGGAGAAUUCACUGCACGAUGAAGGGGGUUCCCAAAGGGGACAGACCAGUCAUCCUCACCUUCCACGACAUCGGACUGAACCAUAAAACCUGCUGGGACAAACUCUUCAACCAUGAGGACAUGGCAGAAAUCAUGCAGCACUUUGCUGUGUUACAUGUUGAUGCACUGGGGCAGCACGAGGGAGCUAACACCUUCUCUACUGGAUUUGAAUAUCCUUCUAUGGACCAGUUGUCUGAGACUCUUCCACUGGUGCUGAAGCACUUUGGGCUGAAGAGUGUCGUUGCAAUGGGCAUUGGAGCCGGGGCCUACGUCCUGACCAGAUUCGCUCUGGAAUACCCCACCAUGGUAGAGGGCCUGGUGCUCAUCAACAUCAACCCCUGUGCUGAGGGAUGGAUGGAUUGGGCUGCACACAAGAUCAGUGGCUGGACCAACGCCAUGCCCGACAUGAUCAUCAGCCACCUCUUCGGAAAGGAGGAGAUCAACCACAACCAAGACUUGGUUGGUACAUACCGCCAUCACAUCGUGAACGACAUGAACCAGUUUAAUCUGCAUCACUUUGUCAAGGCCUAUGAAAGUCGGAGGGACCUGGAAAUCGAGAGGCCCAUGCCCGGAAGCAACCCCAGAACCCUCAAGUGCCCUUCCCUGUUGGUGGUUGGGGACAGUUCUCCUGCUGUGGACGCGGUGGUUGACUGCAACACUAAGCUGGACCCAACAAAGACGACCCUGCUCAAGAUGGCUGACUGUGGCGGCAUGCCCCAAGUUGACCAGCCUGCCAAACUGACAGAAGCUUUCAAGUACUUCAUUCAGGGAAUGGGAUACAUGCCCGCGGCGAGCAUGACCCGCCUGGUCCGUUCCCGCACCGCCUCCGGCUCCAGCGUCACCUCCUUCGAAGGCAACCGCUCCCGCUCCCACACCCACGAGGGAAACCGCUCCCGUUCUCACACCAACGAGGGCAGCCGCAGCCGCAGCCACACGGUCGACAACCACCACGGGCGCUCGCACGCGGACGGCUCCACGGACAACAGCGUGGAUCAGGCCGUGCCCAAGUCCACUGAAGUGACCUGCUAAAGUGGCCCCCCCCCUCAGCUCGCCGGACACACAGACCACUCGAGGUCCCUUCAUUCUGUGCUGCGAUGCCUCUAAUUCAUACACACAUUCCCGCACACACGCUUAAUUCAGAGAGGGACACCGACAUGGCACAGCUGGAGCUGUAAAAACGCACAAUGGACUCUCGUCUGCAGGCUCCUCGGCGCUGCUGAGAUGCCCCGAUUUUGAAAAUCUUGUCCUUAGACUAGAAGGUUACGGUCAGCUGUAUGGAUUUCCUUUUUUUUUUUGUUUUUUUUUGGUUUUCCCCUUAUUCAGGGACUCCAAAAUUUCUGAACACAAUAUGCUUCUGAGCUCUUUGGUCAAUUGGAGGCAGCGCAGCAUUUUGGGACACUAAAGCAGAGAAUGUCGGAGAAAGCUGUGGCGAACGGUGAACCAGCUACUAAUGCGUCUUUUUAAUGCAUUUAAAGAAAAUCCAUUUCAGCAUUCUUUCAUCCAGUCUUUUUUUAAACUUAUACUAUAAUGACACAGCUUUCUCAAAUAUACCUGACUGUAAAUGUCUUGUGUUCUCUUUUUAAUCGUUUCUGAUCAUUUAUUCAUUUGUUUUCCAUGUCUGAAGUAAUAUUGUUUGUGGAUAGCAGAUUUAUAGAUGUGGGGAGAAAGGGAGAGAAUGGGGAGUCAUUUAAAAGAAAUUUACUUAAAAAGAUGGCAUAAAAUUCCACUUGUAACUUUUAAAAUGAAGGCACAAACUUCAAGAAUAUUCUGUAAAUACUCUAAAUUAAAUCUUGCCAAAUUCUUUGUGUUCCAAAGAUGAUCAUACUUUU
Messenger RNA from Cololabis saira (Pacific saury), 2179 nucleotides. It is a transcript of the gene ndrg1a, whose product is annotated as N-myc downstream regulated 1a. Lineage: Eukaryota; Metazoa; Chordata; Actinopteri; Beloniformes; Belonidae. Gene Ontology annotation, cellular component: cytoplasm. The transcript has 16 exons. Bases 195 to 1379 code for a protein of 394 amino acids. The record is from RefSeq and is a predicted model, not a curated record. Gene Ontology annotation, biological process: signal transduction.